AUGUCUCUCAGCUCGAGCAUUGUGGCUGCCCCGUCUGCCUCCGCCGCCGUCUCUGCUUCUGUCGCGGCGGUGAGUGCGGGGUCUGUUGCGGCCAACAUCCUGGUUAUUGCCCGAGACACUGCAUCGGCCAAUGUUGCGUCCUCUGGCCUUAACGCUUAUGGCAUUCCCUUCACCACUCUUGUCGUGCCGCAGGCUGGAGCUAGCCUGCCUGCGCUCAACACCACCACCGGAGGAAACUUCGGAGGUAUUGUGGUUGCCAGCGAGGUCAGCUACGACUACGGCACCGCGGGCUUCCAGAGUGCGUUGACUACGGACCAGUGGAACCAACUGUAUGCCUAUCAGCUGGCCUAUGGUGUGCGCAUGGUACAGUACGACGUCUAUCCGGGCCCCAACUAUGGUGCAAGUGCCGUCGGAGGCGGAUGCUGUGACACCGGUGUGGAACAAUUGGUGUCAUUCUCCGAUAUCAGCGACUUCCCCACCUCAGGCCUGAAGACGGGUGCUGGUGUCAGCACCAGUGGUCUCUGGCACUAUCCGGCCACCAUCAGCGACACCAACACCACCAAACAAAUUGCCUCGUUUGCCUCCAACUCAGUCGUGUCCAGUGACACGACUGCUGCAGUGAUCAACAACUUCUCUGGCCGGGAGCAAAUGGCGUUCUUCAUUUCCUUCGAUACCACCUGGAGUGCUACCUCCAACUACUUGCAGCACGCUUGGAUUGCCUGGAUUACACGCGGUCUCUAUGCUGGAUACCGCCGUGUUAACCUGAACACUCAGAUUGAUGACAUGUUCCUCGAGACGGACAUCUACUAUCCGAAUGGCACGACCUUCCGUAUCACCCCCGAUGACCUGACGGGCAUCACCAACUGGGUGCCCACGAUCAAUGCCAAGAUGAACGCUGGAAGCAGCUACUACGUCGAGGUUGGUCACAACGGUAACGGCAACAUCGAGGCCUCCGCCAACACCGGUGAUGCCGGUUAUGAUGCCUGCAACGGCGGUGCUAUUGAGUAUGAUUCUCCUCCCGACACUCCUUUGGAGUUCCAGAAGCCGCUUGGAACUGGUACCAACCUCUGGCCCUCUACCCCGACCGCGUACGACUGGACGACCACCUGUACCAAGCUCGAUGCCCUUCUGAAUUGGUGGACCACUUCAUCCAACUUGAACAGCUGGGGUCACAUCUCCCACACUUUCACCCACGAGGAGCAAAAUAACUCGACCUACUCGGAUGUGUUCAAGGAGAUCUCCUUCAACCAGGCCUGGCUCAAGCAGGUCGGUAUCGAUGCCGCUGCGCACUUCACCUCCAACGGUAUCAUCCCCCCGGCCAUUACUGGACUGCACAACGGCGAUGCUCUUCAGGCCUGGUGGGAUAACGGCAUCACCAACUGUGUCGGUGACAACACGCGUCCCGUGCUCCUGAACGCGGACAAUGCGAUGUGGCCCUUGUUCACCACCGUUGCCGCCAACGGCUUCGCCGGCAUGCAGGUCAACCCUCGCUGGGCCACCCGUAUCUAUUACAACUGCGACACUCCGGCUUGCACUGUGCAGGAGUGGAUCGAUACCUCUGCUGGUAGCGGCGACUUCAGUACUCUGCUGGCUACGGAGGAGGCUGACACCAUGCGCCACCUGUUUGGUCUCUACCACGACCCUUACAUGUUCCACCAGGCCAAUCUCCGCAACGCAGACGUCGACCCCAUCACCAUCAACGGCGUGUCGGCGAAGUACUCCAUUUUCCAGGCUUGGGUUGAGACCGUGGUGCAGGAAUUCGUGCGCCUGGUUGACUGGCCUAUCGUUACUCUGAAGCACCAGGACAUGUCCGCUGGCUUCCUCGCUCGUUUCAACCGCGACAAGUGCGGUUACGCUCUCAGCUACGCCAUCGCGAACAAGCAGAUCACUGCGGUGACUGUCUCCGCCACCGGCAACACCUGCAGCGAGCCGGUCCCCGUCACCUUCCCUGUGGCGCCCACCAGCACCCAGGGAUUCACCACCGAGCAGGUGGGCAGCGACCCCCUGACCGUGUGGGUGAAGCUGUCGGGCUCGCCGGUGACCUUCACUCUCUCCACUCCCAUCGCGUUGUAA
Messenger RNA from Aspergillus brunneoviolaceus CBS 621.78, 2073 nucleotides. RefSeq names its product putative extracellular serine-rich protein (gene agd3). The record is from RefSeq and is a predicted model, not a curated record. The coding region runs from base 1 to 2073 and encodes 690 amino acids. Lineage: Eukaryota; Fungi; Ascomycota; Eurotiomycetes; Eurotiales; Aspergillaceae. The transcript has 2 exons.